UUUGAAUCUCACGUUGCAUCGCGUCUAAUUCGAAACAGUCUGCUCAUGCAGUGGUCUGUUAGUGUAUUCUACCAGAAAGAGCGUAUUCAACGACACGAGUCAGUGUUGUUCCAGAUCCAACUGCAGUGUUUUCACCCCUCUCACGGCAGCAAUGGACGAUUAUUUGAGAAUUGAGAAAAUCGGAGAAGGUACCUAUGGUGUGGUGUACAGAGGAAAACACAAGGCCACUGGUCAAAUUGUUGCAAUGAAAAAGAUUCGUCUGGAGAGUGAGGAGGAAGGGGUUCCCAGCACUGCGGUGAGAGAGGUCUCCUUGCUUCAGGAGCUGAAGCAUCCAAAUGUUGUAAGACUCUUAGAUGUCCUGAUGCAGGAGUCUCGCCUCUAUCUUAUCUUCGAGUUCCUGUCCAUGGACCUCAAGAAAUACCUGGACUCCAUCCCUUCUGGCCAGUACAUGGAACCGAUGCUCGUCAAGAGCUACCUCUACCAGAUCUUAGAGGGCAUAUAUUUCUGUCAUUGUCGGCGAGUCCUCCAUCGGGACCUGAAGCCCCAGAACCUUUUGAUUGACAACAAGGGAGUCAUCAAACUGGCUGACUUUGGACUGGCUCGCGCCUUUGGUGUUCCUGUCAGGGUCUAUACCCAUGAGGUUGUAACCCUUUGGUAUCGGGCUCCCGAGGUUCUCCUGGGUUCCCCCCGAUAUUCAACUCCUGUUGACGUUUGGAGCGCUGCCACCAUUUUUGCUGAGCUUGCCACAAAGAAGCCACUGUUCCAAGGAGACUCUGAAAUAGACCAGCUCUUCAGAAUCUUCAGGACUUUGGGAACGCCAGAUAAUGUUGUUUGGCCUGAUGUGGAAAGCCUACCUGACUACAAAAGCACUUUUCCAAAAUGGAAGCCUGGCAACCUUGCCUCCAUGGUGAAAAACCUGGACAAGAAUGGUCUGGACCUAUUGAAAAAAAUGUUGGCCUACAAUCCUCCCAAACGGAUCUCAACACGUGAGGCCUUGACUCAUUGUUAUUUUGAUGAUUUGGACAAGUCAACCCUACCAUCAGCCAACAUCAACAAAAUCUAAUGGCUCAGAACCCCAGUGAAUAUUUAAUCUGUAAAUACUUUUGUGUGACAGUGCUGAACCUUUUACAAGUGUUUGUCAUCAUUCUUUUCAAUAAAGCAAUACAUCCUGUCGUCUCACAGAA
This is a messenger RNA of Hippocampus zosterae (dwarf seahorse), 1184 nucleotides long. RefSeq names its product cyclin-dependent kinase 1 (gene cdk1). Gene Ontology annotation, biological process: G2/M transition of mitotic cell cycle; mitotic G2 DNA damage checkpoint signaling; protein phosphorylation. The record is from RefSeq and is a predicted model, not a curated record. Bases 152 to 1063 code for a protein of 303 amino acids. The transcript has 8 exons. Gene Ontology annotation, cellular component: nucleus. Gene Ontology annotation, molecular function: ATP binding; cyclin-dependent protein serine/threonine kinase activity; RNA polymerase II CTD heptapeptide repeat kinase activity. Lineage: Eukaryota; Metazoa; Chordata; Actinopteri; Syngnathiformes; Syngnathidae.